Molecule: messenger RNA, 6092 nt
Organism: Girardinichthys multiradiatus
Lineage: Eukaryota; Metazoa; Chordata; Actinopteri; Cyprinodontiformes; Goodeidae
Exons: 15
Source: RefSeq, a predicted model, not a curated record
GUUUUUUGAAAAGUUAAAUCCAUCAACAACUUUACAGCCCUGACAGAUGUCGCUCUCUGAUUGGCUGAUGCUGCGCUAUGUCCCGGUCAAGCUUCUGGAAUCUUCCCAGAUGUCGCUCUCUGAUUGGCUGAUGCUGCGCUAUGUCCCGGUCAAGCUUCUGGAAUCUUCCCCCUUCUGAGUCUGCUCCGGUCUAGCUUUUCACUUGUGCGAGACUUUGCGAUUUGGAAGUUUUCCAGUGCUGCCAGCUGUGAUCUUCACCUGUGCUUUACUACACCCACCUUCAAUCAUCUACACUACUGUUACAUCUCAAUCAGAAAACAACACACUGACUAGAUAAACAUAUUCAGACACAACAGACAUUUUAUUUACAAACCUACACAUAAUAUUCACUAACACACACACUUUCACUCACACACACACACAUUCACUCACUAUCUUCCUACAAACACUGUUUCAUUCAUUUGGAACAUAUUUAAAUACAUUUUACAGUUUGUAUUUUCUCUGUUGCUUUGAUCUAGAUAACCGGUUUUUUCUCCCCCAGUUUUCUUCUGUUUUUCUCUCUGUCUGCCAGGAUGCCACGCAAGGGACGACGCUCUGAGGCCGCCAAGAAGAGAUGGAGGACCCUGGACCAGGAGGACCUGCAGAGCAGCCAGCCGGACGUCGCCAAGCCCAGGACAUCCCCACCCACCGCGCAGGCUUGGACCCCCACCCAGUCUCCGGAGAAGAAGAUGUCCCGACUGCUGGAGUCCCCGGGCCAGGUGGUUUGCCAGGAGGAGCCCCGUAGGCCAUUGACCUCUCUUGUGUCACGCCGUGGGACGGGGCGUCGCCAUCGCGUCGUGAAGUGGCCGUUUUCCCCUGUGACUUACCGUAGUCACAAGUUGGUCCUGCCAGCCGAGGUCCCGGAGAAGAGGUUUGUUCUUUUGGUUGGUGACUCCCAUCUGCGUGCUUACGUUGAUGAGUUUGUCUCCAUGCCAGAGGGCAACCUCUCCUUUGGGUUUCUUGCAACCCCCGGGGCCUCGGCGGACGAGUUGAGGCGUGAGGUGCUGGGAGCAGUUCUGCCUGGGACCCCCGAGGUAGUCUGUCUUCUGGCACCCGGCAACAACUUGGAAGCCAGAAGGACCGUGCAGCAGUCGGGCGCGGACUUCGAGGGGCUGCUGCUCGCCGUCGGCAACCUCUGCCCUAACGUGGUUGUUGUGGACUUUCCUCCACGUCUAACCGUGGAGUAAGACCACCAACAGCUGCUCCGGCAGGAGUACCACCGUGUGGCUGCUCGGAGAAAUGUUCGCUACCUCUCGGUAGUUGAACAUUUCCCGCGGAGCUGCUUGGACAUGUGGAGCAGGGAUGGCGUUCACCUGAGCGACCAUCCUGGGAUGGAGGUCCUUGCUCAGUUGCUGUGGGAUGCGUCCUACACGCAACUUGAGUUAAGUGCACCGACAUCUCCAGCUCCACCUCCUGCUCCUGUAAAGCCUCCUUCCCCCGUGGUGAGACGUUCCCCCCCUAGGCCUCCACCUCCUGCUCCUGUGACGCCUCCUUCCCCCGUGGUGAGACGUUCCCCCCCCAGGCUGGUUGUGGUCGGCGAGGUUCCAGCUCCGCGUCCUUCGGACCCUUUCGCUUGGACUGUUGUCCGUGGUGGCCAGAGGACGUCGCGCCAGGUCCAGAGGGGUGAUGGCUCUCCACACAUCACUGGGAGGAUGGUUGACCAACAGGGAGACCUGCUGGACUCGACCAUUCCCCCGAAUCCUGUGUGGUUCAGCCCAACGGUGCUGGAGGAGAUGGACCGGAUCGUUCCUGCGUCUGGCCGUGACGCUCCGUUACCGACGCGUGCUCUGAAGGGGAAGAAGAAAGCCAGUGUGAGACGUCGUCCACGACCCGAUCCCUCCAAGCCGAGACCGGAGGAGCUGCAGGUGGAGGGAGCUCCGACUGAGAGGACCAGGCCAGCCCGUCGCCAGCCCAGGAGAGCCACCCCCACGUUGGAGGUUGACGCCCCCGCCGAGUCCUCUCCCGCGCCUCUGGAGGACCAUGUUAUGGAUGACAGCUGCCAGGCUUCUUCGUUGGAACCCUGUGCCAGCGGUCCGCCUGUCCAGACUGUGAGGGCCACACAUUGCCAGGCUGACUACAGAUACGGUACAUUUUCCCGUAAUCACCAGUGCACCUGUAUGGCUCUGACAUUUUUAGCGUACCACAGUGAGGGGUUGCAGUUUGACACAGUCUUACUUGACAGAGUACUUGAGCAAGGAGAUGCACUUUAUGUUGGCAUUAAACAGCAGCUCAUGUUGGACGGUAGAUUUGUUGAUAAUCACUUGACAGUUGAAGAGAUGCCCCAACAAGUACUGACAGACGGGAACAUCUACUCUGUACACACAACGGGUGUCAGAGUUGGUCGUGUUUUGUGUCAGAAUGAUAGCCCUCAAAGGUCACGGCCAAUGGGAUUUCCUCUUGCCUCACAACUAGAGUGUCUGUCUGAAAAUGUCACCCAUGCUUUUCUUUUGGUGACUCCAGAGUGCAUUGCAGUUUUCCGGGACAGAGACGGUAGGUUUGGAGUUUUUGAUUCUCACUCAAGAAACUCAGCAGGCCUGCCCCAUCCUAACGGAACUGCAGUGGUCAUGACCUUUAGCAACCUAACGCUCAUGGUUGAACAUCUGUACAAACUGUUUCAGAACCGUGGCCCCUAUGCCACGUAUGAGUUUGUACCAGUAUCGUUUGUUAGCGACGACAUUGGUGAUGCCCCUCCUCCGGCCUUGAGCAAUCUGAAUAUUUCACCUGGAUCCACACAAGCAAGCCCAGGUGCUAAGAAAUCAGAGAGCGCUUCUGAUGAAGAGGAUGAAGAGGAAAUGCCAGCUUGGCUUGUUCAAGUUGGCCACAUAUUAGAGGAAACCGUCCCAACGAUGCCAGAUGUGUCCAAAUUGCCGAAAGCCAGGAGAAUAAAAGUAAGAGACAGGGUCAAAGCACAGCUGGGACAGGAUGUAGUUAAAAAAAUGAAACAAAGAACAUCUGAGAAAGAAAAAUAUGAUACAUCGCCUACAUAUAAGGUAAAAAAACUACGGGCAAUGAAACAAGCAUAUCUUCUACAACAUGCAGAGAGGAAGAUCCAGUUAACUGCUAGAUACAAGCGUGAUGUUGCUUACCGAAGGAGACUAAUGGAAUAUGUAAAGGAAAGAUACAGCAACGAUCCCAUCUACAGAGGCCGACAAAUGAAAUAUGUGAAGGAAAGAUACAGCAACGAUCCCAACUUCACAGCCAGACAGAAAAGACUUAUGAGGAUGUAUAUGAAGAAAAUGUACAGCAAGUUACAGUUCCGGGUGCAACAUAAUAAAAAAUGUGCUGUCAACAGGAGACUAAGGCUAUCAAAGAAGAAGCUUUCUCAAAAUACAAUGCUGCAGUGUGCAAUGAGAAUCAGGCGAAAAUACAGAAGGACUUUAGGCUUUCUCCAAGGAACUCCACAGCCUCUGAUCAGCAACGAAAUGAAAGCUGCAAUUAUGAAAUUUCAAGAGAAAAUUCAACUUGGACCCACACAUGUCUGCACGGUUUGUCACAGAGCUCUUUUCCCGUGUCAAGUCAAGCAUUGUAACAGAGCCAAAUAUACCAAGAACAUUCGUGUGGAGGCCCAAUGCCUGACAGGUACGUAUGUUCACAUGUGUGACUCUGCAUGCUCCGCCCCGUGUUCUGUACCCAAAGAGAGGACUCAGGAGUGGAUCUGCUACACAUGUGACAGCUACGUAACCAGAGGAAAGAUGCCAUCAAUCGCUGCUGCCAAUCACCUGGACCUGGCACCGAUUCCCACAGAGCUUUCCCUAUUGAAUGUACUUGAGAGGCAAUUGAUUGCAAAAAUACUGCCUUUUGCCAAGAUUGUUUCAUUGCCCAAAGGACAGCAGAGAGCAAUUCAUGGAGCUGUUGUUUGUGUACCUUCGGAAAUGGAAACAAUCGUGAACUGUCUUCCCAGGCCCAGCACAGAAGCACAGCUUUUACAGGUUAAGCUGAAGAGGAAAAUUAAAUACAAAGGAUACCAAUACUUUUACACAGUAAACAUGGAAAAUGUUUUGGCUGCACUGAGAAAGCUUAAAGAGACCCACCCGGAUUACAAGGAUGUAAAUAUAAAUGAAAGUGCAACAUUUGAGGAUUUCCAGGAGGACCAACCUGUUGAGGAAUCAGAAACCCAAGCAGAGGAUGCAGUCACAGACCAACCUGACCACAUAGGGGAAGAACAUCAGGCUCUUCGACCGGGUCUGAUCUUGGACACUUGUAUGCAGCCACCUGACAUAGCACAGGAAGUGCUCUCCUAUGGAGAUGGAAUUUUUAGUGUCGCUCCCGCCCAAGGAAACAAACCCGUUGGCUUCUUUACUGUUCCAAGGCUGGAAGCCAAGGCUUUUCCUGUGCAGUUCCCCACUGGCCAAAACACGUUAGACGAAGCCAGACGAGUUAUACUGUCACCAAGUAUGUAUUUCAAUGUCAGGCUUUUCUCUGUAGACACUCGAUUUGCCAAAGACCAGAGUUAUCUUUUCUUUGCUCAGUUUGUUACUGAGACUCAUAUGGCCAACAACAGCAUGUCAAUUCAGUCAAGAAAAGGCAAAGCCAGGAGCAAAGAAGGACAAAACAUUUCCAGCAAGAUGCUACAAGACAAAGAAGAGUUAGAAAAACUAAUCCAAAAUAAAGAGGCCACUCGUUUUAUGCAACCCCUAAGAGGAACUCCAGCUUAUUGGGAGAAAGGUUUGCGCGAUUUGCACGCCAUGGUGAGGCAGCUGGGAAAGCCAACCUUCUUUUGUACCUUCUCUGCUGCUGAAAUGAGAUGGCCGGAAGUCAUUGAGGCCAUCAAAGCUCAACACGGAGAGCAAGUCAACUUUUCAGAGCUCGACUGGAACACCAAGUGUGACAUUCUUAGGAGCAACCCUGUUACUGUGAUGAGAAUGUUCUCCAAGAGGGUGGAUGCUCUCUUCACAGAUCUCAUUUUGUCCCCUGCGCAGCCCAUCGGACCAGUUGAGGAUUACUUUUAUCGUGUGGAAUUUCAAGCAAGGGGUUCCCCGCAUAUACAUUCUGUGAUAUGGAUUAAGGAUGCACCUGAGAUGGAGGACCCCUCAUGUUGUGACCAAGUCAUCAAUUUCAUCGACCGUUACAUAUCUUGUCAGUUGCCCGAUGAAACCACAGACCCUGAGCUCCACAAAAUUGUAACGGAGGUUCAAAUGCACAGCAAAAAGCAUUCCAAAUCAUGCAAGAAAGGAAAUGUGCAAUGCAGAUUUGGAUUUCCCAAACUACCCAUGGACCGCACCAGAAUCACAGCCCCUCUCUUAUUCGACUUUGAAAAUGAUUGUGAUGAAAAAACUAAGCAAUCCAGACAAAAGGAUGGCCAGAAGAAGUCCAGAAAAUCGAAGCCAAUAAUCAUCUCAAACCAACAAAGAGAAGCAAAGAGGAAGCUGAAAUCAAUAAGGGAUUUGCUCAUGGAUCAAAAAUCUUCUUUCAAGGAUUUGCCAGAAUUACUCCAGGCUUGUAAGAUGACCAAAGAAGAAUACAACCACUAUGUGGAUGCUCUGACUUCUGGAAUGGUAGUGAUGAUGAAGCGUGAUCCCAAAGACAGCUGGGUGAAUGGAUACAACCCGGAUCUCUUGCGUGCUUGGAAUGCUAACAUGGACAUUCAGUAUGUGAUCGAUGAGUACAGCUGUAUUGAGUACAUGAUGUCCUACAUAGCCAAGCCAGAGCAUGAAAUGGCGCAGUUCCUCAAAUCCGUUGUGGAGGAUCUAAAGAAGUCCGAUGUCAACCAACGGGACGAGAUGAAAAAGAUCAUGCAGGCCUAUUCAAAACAGAGAGAAGUUAGCGCUCAAGAGUCAGUAGCCCGUACAUGUAGUCUACCCCUUAAAAAGUCAUCACGCAGUGUCAUUUUUAUCCAAACUGAUGAAGACUGUGUGAAAAUGAGCCUUCCCAUGAGCAAACUGAUAAACAUGGCCCCAGAUGAAGAGAAUGUUUGGAUGACAGGAUUGCCUGAAAAAUAUCUCAACAGACCUGAAACGUUAGAAUUUCAACACAUGUGCCUGGCGGAAUUUGUGUCGGAAUACAGGGUCCUUUAUGGAAAACAAAUUGAAGGACGAAAUGCCAUCCCCUCCUAA